Macadamia integrifolia is the source of this 2094-nucleotide messenger RNA. RefSeq names its product transcription termination factor MTERF8, chloroplastic-like. The record is from RefSeq and is a predicted model, not a curated record. The coding region runs from base 521 to 1399 and encodes 292 amino acids. Gene Ontology annotation, biological process: regulation of DNA-templated transcription. The transcript has a single exon. Gene Ontology annotation, molecular function: double-stranded DNA binding. NCBI's taxonomy places the organism in Eukaryota, Viridiplantae, Streptophyta, Magnoliopsida, Proteales, Proteaceae.
AGUUGGGCCUGGAGAUUCUUUAUCUAUGGGCUCUUGGGCUCUUGUUGGCUAUGCUGCUGGUUUUACUCGGUCGGCUCUGCCUCUUCCUCCAGUCAUCGACUGAUAUCACUUUCUCGUCGCCUCUGCAAAACCCAUAAGGAGAGCAGGAAAAAAAAAAAAAAGCCCUUUUCUGAUGGCCUCAGUCCUCUGGAACUGGAAGCAGCAAGAACAUCUGUGGUUGCAACUCCACCAACGCACUGAAGAUUACUGUGCGGAUGAUGGUAACGUUACCUUCGAUAUCUUAAACGGCAACUUUAUUCCCCGGGGAACAAUGUUGUUGCGUGGGAACGUUCGGUAGAAUAACGGGUCUGGUGUAGAAACCCUUUUCAGUUCCGGUGAGUUCUCGAGCCUCUCUGAAGUUGGUGAUUGAAUGCCACAACAACAGCUCCUCCUCGUCCUCUAAUGUCUUCAAAGGUACGGGGUAAAUUUAACCUGAAACGGUUAAAUCGCUCGUUAAUAAACGUAAGUAGAACCAGAAAGAAUGGUGUUCAUUCAUGUUCUAUAUUAUGUGGAUUUCAGGAUCAUUUUUCUCGCUCUUCCAAGAGUUUGGAAUUGGAGAAGAUCAAACCCAACUUCUAUUGGAGAAGAACCUCCUCUCAGAUUUGCGACUUUGGAGUCUGUGCGAAGCCGACUUCGUUAUCUGCAGUUGGCUGGAAUUGAUGGUUUUUCCCUCUGUCGUUUGAUAGCUAAACGCCCCAAAAUACUCACCGCAGAACAAAUUGGAGUGGUCAUCUGUUUUCUAAUGGAUGAUUUGAAAGGGCAGAUCGAACCCGUGACGCUCGAGCGUUUAUUGAACUUUACAGAAAUCCAAUUUUUUGUGGGUUUUGCCGGAAAGGUUGAAUUGCUUUUUAAUCAGGGAAUUGCAAAGGAAGAGAUCCCUCAUGUUCUCAACAAUAUUCAUCUUAAGGUGUUCUGCCAUAAGCCAGCUGAAGAGAUCGAGCGGGCGAUUCUUUACUUGAACCAUUUCGAUGGUGUCGAUUUGAUCGUUCGACGCCCCCCACUUCUUAAUUUGGAUUUGGAAACCCAGCUAAUCCCACGUACCAUGAUUCUCACAGAGCUAAGCGGCGGAGAUCAAAGUGCCACGGGAGCCGUAUUGCGUAAACUCCCAUCUGUCCUAACCUACAGCACGGAGCAUCUACGAAGCCAUGUCGAGGUCUUCAGAUCCUCUGUCGGCUUGACGGACCCUGAAAUCUUCAAGAUCGUUCUUUUAUACCCAAAUGUUUUCAGUGUCAGCAAGGAUAGGAGGCUGCGUCUUCGAGUUGAGUUCCUCAAGCAAUGUGGGUUGAAUUCAGUAUGUUCAGGUUCCUCAUCAAAGCACCACUGUUUCUUAGCUUGUCCUUCAAAGAGAACCUCUCUGUGAAAUUGGGAUUUCCGGUGAAGAUCGGUUAUAAAUAUAGAACGAAGGAGCUAGCUCUGGCGUUGGGGGCAGUCACCAGAACCAGCUUUGAGAAUAUGCAGAAGGUGAUCAUGGUCUUCCUGGCAUAUGGGCUCUCUUACUAUGACUUUCUUGCUAUGAGUAAGAAGCAUCCUCAGAUAUUGCAGUACAAUUACGUGUCAUUAGAGAAGAAAAUGGAAUACUUGAUCGAGGAGAUGGGUCGAGAAAUUGGAGAGUUGUUGGCCUUUCCUGCCUUUCUCGGUUACAAGCUUGAUGGCGGAAUAAAGCACAGGUAUGAGUAGACUCAGUAGAAGAAGAAGCUAAUUGGGAAAGACAUGUCUCCAAACAAACUCUUGAGCGUGUCCACCGAUAGUUUUCAAAGAAGAAGCAGAGGGAGAAUCCAUUGCCCAUUUAAUACAAUUUAAUCGCCGAUGGAGGAUUAGGGAAUUGGGACUCUCUUCUUAUGGGACCUCAUUACUAAUAUUGUUCAUGGAUAACGGAUAUAGGAUUAAAUUUUCUAUUGAUCCUUCUUCCUCUCUCUAAUCUCGUAGAUGACAAUUGGCAACGCGGGCGGCAAAUGUGUUUACAGUUGCCAUGAAUUGGCCCGUGCGCUAGCAUUAAAGGAUUGCCUAGUGCUUGGUGAUCAUCUUCACUAACAAAGUUCCUGUCUUCCCAUUCAA